AUGGUCCCGAGGACCAUCUUAUCCGCCUUUGCGCGGCCCGCGGCAAAAAGUUCAUGGGCCUGUCGGCAAUGCCUGCGCGUUGAGCAAUAUGGCCGACCGACCUUCUCCACCAGCGCCCGACGCCUCGAGAGCGCAGCAAACCGACCAAGCUUUCCAUCACCAGCUACUCCGAAAAAGCGCCAGGGAGUGAAAGCGCUUGCGGCAUUGGUCCUCGUCACGGGCGUUGGCGCGCUGGUCUUCAGGGAUGAAGUCCGGCAUGUAGUCAUUGGCGCAGAACGAUGCGGAAGAGUAGCCAUCACUGUGGGCUUGAACAUUCGCGACUAUACCAAAACACUUAAAGGAGAGGAUUGGGAUGACGAGGAGUUCCAGAGGCAGAUGGCGGCCUGCCACAAACGCUGUGCUGAGCGUGCUCUGCGAACAAUGGAGAAGAAUGGUAGCAUUUUCAUCAAACUUGGACAGCACUUGUCGUCUCUCCACUACCUUCUCCCAGAAGAAUGGUGCACCACAUUCAUCCCCCUCCAGGACAGAGCACCAGUGUCUAGUUACAAGAGCGUGGAGCAGAUGGUUCAUGAGGAUACGGGCAAGAGCAUUGACGAGCUGUUCACUGAGUUCGACCCAAAGCCCAUCGGCGCCGCAAGUUUGGCCCAAGUACACGUUGCACGAUUGCGGGAUACUGGAGAGCAGGUUGCCGUGAAGGUGCAACAUCCUUCGCUGGAUGAGUGGGCGCGGCUGGACAUGUGGUUGACAUCAUUCACUUUCAAAAUCGUGAAGUACUACUUUCCUGAAUAUGACCUGUUGUGGCUAGGAGAAGAGAUGGAAGCAUCAUUGCCCAAAGAGAUGGACUUCCGAGAAGAAGCAAAGAAUGCCAACCGGACGCGCGAAUAUUUCAAAAGGUUUCCACACACACCACUUGUCGUCCCUGAAGUCCGAUGGGCUGAUAGACGAAUCUUGGUCAUGGAAUACAUCCCCGGCCAUCGCACCGACGACCUCGAGUUCUUGGACUCCAACGGCAUCUCACGAGAUGAAGUUUCUGCUUCCCUUGCACGCAUUUUCAACGAGAUGAUUUUUGGCGAUGAGGCAGCUUUACAUUGUGACCCGCACGGAGGAAACAUCGCCGUACGACUCAAUCCCAACAAGCGUCAACCUCGCAACUUCGACAUUGUUCUUUAUGACCACGGCCUCUACCGUGAUAUCCCGAGGCAGCUGCGCCGCGCAUAUGCACACAUGUGGCUGGCUGUGCUCGAUACCGACAUUCCGCGCAUGCGAAAAUAUGCAUGGGAAAUCGCAGGCAUUGGUGACGAAGAUUUCCCGAUCUUCGCGUCAGCAGUCACCGGAAGAGACUACAACAUUGUCACCACAUCGCUUGUACAGGAGCGAAACGCCGACGAGAAGCGAAGCAUGACUGCCGCCAUUGGAGACGAUCUUGUUGAGAAGCUUGUGGGGCUGCUGAGCCGGGUGCCACGCGUGAUCCUUCUCAUUCUCAAAACUAACGAUCUCACUAGAAGUCUUGAUGAAGGUCUUCAAACCAAGCAGGGCCCUGUCCGGUCAUUCAUGAUUCUGGCUCGCCAUGCGGCGCAUUGUGUCUACGAAGAGACCCUGGAGAACAUCAAAGGCAGCUGGUUGUGGCCGCGAAAUCUGUACCAUGUCACCAUGGCCACAUUUGCAUACGCUCAGGUCGCUGUUAAGCUGACCAUGUUCGAAACUUAUAUCAGUGCAAGAAGACGCAUUGGUGUAUAA
This is a messenger RNA of Dissoconium aciculare CBS 342.82, 1737 nucleotides long. Its product is annotated as ubiquinone biosynthesis protein. Lineage: Eukaryota; Fungi; Ascomycota; Dothideomycetes; Mycosphaerellales; Dissoconiaceae. The record is from RefSeq and is a predicted model, not a curated record. Gene Ontology annotation, cellular component: mitochondrial inner membrane. Bases 1 to 1737 code for a protein of 578 amino acids. Gene Ontology annotation, biological process: lipid homeostasis; mitochondrion organization. The transcript has 2 exons.